Molecule: messenger RNA, 1607 nt
Organism: Notolabrus celidotus (New Zealand spotty)
Lineage: Eukaryota; Metazoa; Chordata; Actinopteri; Labriformes; Labridae
Gene: trmt10a
Product: tRNA methyltransferase 10A
Exons: 7
Coding region: 296-1213 (305 amino acids)
Biological process (GO): tRNA N1-guanine methylation
Cellular component (GO): nucleoplasm; cytosol; nucleus
Molecular function (GO): tRNA binding
Source: RefSeq, a predicted model, not a curated record
GAAUGCGUCUGGCGCGGUUAGAUGACAUCAUCAAAGCGCGUCGCAUCAUGCAUGUGGAGCAGUGUUGCUAAAUUGAACAGCUUGAUAAGUUUUAUUCUCUCAGGUUGUGUGACAGCCUAAAGUCGGAUCCUGCAGCGUUAAAGUUCUCUAAAGAGGUUUCGUUCCUGGCUGAAUAAGAAGAGGAAGAGCUCGGCUUCUCUUUUAAAUGCAGCUGGUUAGCUUCCUGCAAAGAGCAGCAAACAAGCACACAGCUAGUUAACACAGCAGCAUUAGAAAGCACCCCUGCUCUGUACAGAUGGCUGAGGACGGAGUGAUUACUGAGUCUGCAGCCACGAAGGAGGGUGAAAACGGAGAAGCUGCAGCAGAAAAAGACCAAAGUCUGUCCAAAAGACAGAAGAAGAAACUCCUGAAGCAGCAGAAAUGGGAGGAGGAGAGGGAGCUCCGAAAGCAGAGACGAAAGGAGAGGAAGCAGCAGCGUCGGGAGCAGAGGCAGAACAACCCAGAGGAGGGAGGAGAGACUCAGAGUUUCAAGAAACGACCUCGCAGGGAGAUUACGCCCAGCACACUGAGGCUGGUGGUGGACUGCGGCUUCGAUGACCUCAUGCUGAUCAAGGAUGUCCGGAAGCUUCACAAACAGAUCCAGAGGUGCUAUGCUGAGAACAGACGAGCCUUACAUCCUGUACAGUUUUAUCUGACCAGUAUGGGCGGACAGCUGAAACAGAGCAUGGAUGAGAAGGACAAAGGAUGGGUGAACUGGAAGGAUAUCGACAUUAAAUCAGAGCACUACAGCGACCUUGUGGCGAAGGACGAGCUGGUUUACCUGACGUCAGACUCUCCAAAUGUCCUGGAGGAGCUGGACCAGAAGAAGGCCUAUGUAAUAGGAGGACUGGUGGACCACAACCACCAUAAGGGGAUCACAUUUGAGAAGGCGAAGGAGCUGGGGAUCGAGCACGCACAGCUUCCUCUCAGCAGUUUUGUGAAGAUGAACAGUCGGAAGGUUCUGGCAGUCAACCAUGUGUUUGAGAUCAUCCUGGCGUACCUGGAGAAGGGCAGCUGGAAGGAGGCCUUCUUCACCGUCCUGCCUCAGAGGAAAGGAGCCGUGGCCGUCGAUCAGGACGGAGCGAACACUCAGGGAAAAGGGGAAGAAGAGGAGGAAGACUCAGACUCUGAUUCUGACGCACCAGAACAAAUUGCCAAAGACUCUAAACCCUAGUUCAAACGGACAACUCCAGAGAUCAGAUAUAUUGAUGCUGAGGCUCUUCUCUGAGAGGAGAUGCUUCUGUUAAAGCAUCUGUUUAUAAUUUCAAAAUGCCUUUCUUAUGUCAGAUAUUUAUUGAAAGUUUUACUUUGUGCCUCCUUUAAUGGGUAUUAUUUUAGUUUGAAUACAAAUGUUGUGUUUUGCUUUAAGUUUCAGCAGAUUAUACCGUUAUUACACUGAAGGAAAUGAUUUAAACUUGCUUUUUUUAUCUUAAUUUCUUGAAGCGUAAAUCCAAAGCUGUUAAAGUUGAUCUGAAAUAUUCAUUUAAAAGACAAAGUUAAAACAUGACUGUGCUUGUCACUGCUCUUCAAUUUCCUGAAACAUUAAGACUUUUCAUUCUUUCUUUAAA